AGGAAGUUCGGUGCUGUGUGCGUUGAGGAGAGAGUUGCUACUCUUACUGUGAUUGUCUACGACGACCUCGGAGUUUUCAAUCUGUCCAGCCUUAAGACCCCCUCGUGCCUACCGCUACCGUUGCCAUGUCUUGAUAAGCGACUCAUCAUGCGUCGGAUCAGUUCGAACCCGUCCGCCACGCGGAGCGACUCCGCGCGAUCGCUGUCUCUGGACCAGAAUGAGGAAGAGCGGAACCAGCACCGGGCCUUGUAUCCUCUGUCAAAGCCGCGUACUACGCGUUCCAGAGUGAAGAACAUGGGAUGAAUAAGCCUGCUAGACAAGUGCUGCACUUCAUUUGUUGCGAAUUCUUGCGGCGCAUCAGGACUUUUGUAUGGGUAUGUAUCAUUACAGAGCGGGCCAGCGUGCACCACACUCGCACGACGAGAAAGCCAUCUGGUGCUUUUUAGCGCGAUUAGAGCAUGAUAACUACAACUACAUUUUUUCGAAUUAUUAUCGAGCGAAAACGCUUCCCGUCUGGUUUUUCUCAAGGGGGCGCAUGACGGUAAGGACACAUGUUCCUUCAAAUGCAAAUCUGCAUGAGAAGCACUCGGGGGUCGUGGGUGCUGCGUUUUGCUUCCAGGCGAUACCUUGGCACUUUCCUUCAUCACGCCACAGCAGGAAGCGCAGUUUCUCGUCGGAGACGGCGUGGUGUGUGGGAUUUCCCAGGGGUUGAGAGCGCUGCUUGCCGCGACGAGUACCGGAGCUGCGGGGCCGGGCAACGGGAGCAGUUUAACAGCUGGAGGACCGCGGCAGGUUGUGGACGCGGCUAGUACUGGCUGCACUAGUGAAGAUUAUGUUGCCGCCGUCUCUCCGGCGACGAUCUUGACCUGUAGGAAAUGCAAAGAUUAUAGAAUAUCUGGGUCCUCGCAGGUGGGAGACCUGGAAUGCACAUGGUACAAGCACUUCUUGUAGUUCUACACGAACUGGGCAGAAGGAGGCCUCUCGAUGCCUAAUAAGUACAACCCCUUUAUCCGACUAUAAAUCGCCCCUUUACUUCUACUUCUUGGUAAAAAUAAGUGGGCGGCGAAGAAGAUCGUUGUUCUUGCAAACACAGACUUUUGUCUACUUUGUGCGUACCCGACUGCGUAGUACCAUCAGAGGCAAGUUUGCAUCCUUUUCCAGACCUAGAUAUGUAUGCAAUGUGCAUAAUAUCGGUCGUUGACCAAUCCUUCUGGACGGUGUUCGAACCGGUGGAGUUUGUAUGACAGUGCACAACUCCCCCUCUCAUUUGUAUAGCAUUCUCGGCAAUACAAGCAUCAGCAAGAUUGCCGGUCUUGCAUGACAAAGGUUCUGACCCUAGAUCUCCUGCGUCCGUAGCUGCUUGCGGCGACGGUGCAAAGGUUUUUGAUGUGGUGCAGUCGGGUAUGCAUGACAAAUUUGCACUGGAUUGUAGUGCUAUUUGGGCUAGUGCCAGAAUUUGUCAUGCCAACAGUGCCAAGAGGCAAAGGGUGGAUUGGGUAUUUUGCAUGACAAAUGAGGGGGAGGGGGAGUUGUGCACUGUCAUAGUUUGCGCCGUGGGUGCAGAACCCUCGGGAGGCCAAGUCUCGGCUGCAGCAGACGAUGAACGACAAUCGGGGCUGCAUGAAAUGGGUGUCCACCAUGCGGAUCGCGAAGGCCAACCAGUCGUGGUGCAUCGUCCGCGCGCGGUCGGUCUGGAUGGGGGGGUGCCGCUACGUGAUCGUGUCGCUGCACAAGAUUCCGGAGACGCGGCUCGACGUGGCGCAGACCCUGUGUCAGGAGGAGGUUUUGACCAAGGGAGUGGUCACGGACUAUCAAAAGGAAAAAUCCCCCCUCCCCGUAUUGAAAGCGCAUUUGUGAUGCAGAUUUGUGACCACAAAUGAAAUCCUGGCUGUCUUGCAAGAAUGCAAAUCCAGAGCGUCCGCCGAAUUAUGCGGGCGGUUUGUGAUGCUUUUGGGCUUACAGUGUCGACUGUUGUCAUGCUAGGGGCCUACAUCAAGACCUCUCUGCUCAGGCUUGGCAUAUGCCUGCAGUCCUCUACCGCAAGACAAGUCUGACCUGUGUACGGAGGUCCAGCAUUAGAAAUCCAAACUUUGUUUUGAUAUGGGAGUGAGGGAUCUUUCCUCACAAUACGGACGCCGACCUAGAGGAGUGGAUGGCCGAGUUGGAGAAGCAGCGGGAACUACCGGAGCUGAAGCCCUUGAUUCCCCUGCAUCUUCAACCGGCACUAGUACCGGACGACCCCGCCACCGCCACCGCGCCGAAGGACCGGGAUGUUCAUUUAUUUCCCCCUCGCGCCGCGGGGGCUGGGUCUGCUACCCCGGUGAACCAGAGUUUUCCCGAUCCGUCUGCCACGUCGCCGACGCAAAUGGCAAAUAGU
Molecule: messenger RNA, 2377 nt
Organism: Amoebophrya sp. A120
Lineage: Eukaryota; Dinophyceae; Syndiniales; Amoebophryaceae
Source: the annotation of a GenBank genome assembly